Messenger RNA from Physella acuta, 1515 nucleotides. RefSeq names its product myb-like protein A. The record is from RefSeq and is a predicted model, not a curated record. Lineage: Eukaryota; Metazoa; Mollusca; Gastropoda; Physidae.
AUGUUUUGAAAGAUACAAAAUAAAAAAAAUGUUUCAAAGUUUCAUUCUUGCACCUGUUUUUAAACAAUUGUAUUAAAACUUUCAGUAAUAAAUUAUUUAAAUAAAGACUAGUGAUGGUUUCAUCAGACGCAACCAAGCUCAUUUACUUUAGUUUAGCAGCCAUUUUGUUUAAUUUUGUUUUUGUUAAAUUAUAGUUAGAGAUUCAGAGGAAAUCGCUCUAAUUUUAAAUUUACCAAUGAUGGCUGUUUAUAUAGCAAAUCUUGCUUGCAAACGCUGCUGUUUAAAGUUAAUUUCCGGCUUAUCUUGAUCACUGGUGUGUUACUUGAAGUUUGAAGCACUGCAUUGAAUGGUCUACUAUUAAGAUGAAGAUGAACCUUUGUUUCUGGUCAUAGUAGUUUGAAUUACUGGUAGACACACAAGAAAUGUACAACGUUGAUGAAUGUGAGCGAGCAAGGAAAAAGCUGAGGCAGAUGGUCCUCAGUAAUUUGGGCCAGUACAGGCGGUGGAAUCUGUCCCUGCGUUGUGUAAAGGGUGGUGUUGAAGGCUGGAUGGCUGGGCCGUAUAGUGUGGAGGACUUCCCAAAGCCUAGGGUCACGUUAGCGAGUAAGGCUAAAACCCCUGAUCCCUGUGUUAAAAAUAAUUACGAGGUUGAAAACCCUGAUCCAAAUACUGAUAACGGAGUAAAUAAUGAAAACAAGGUUGAAAACCCUGAUCCAAAUAAUGAUCACGUUGUAAAUAAUGAAAACAAGGUUGAAACCCCUGAUCCAAAUAAUGAUUAUGGAGUAAAUAAUGAAAACCAGGUCACACGUAAGAAAACGGAACACUCAACUGAUAGAUCAAGGUAUUGGUAUGUUGAUAGAAAAGGUUCCCAAACUUGUAAAUACAACUUAAGAAAAAAGAUAAAAUAUCACAGUGUUGUUUUUAGUACAGGCACCAAUGACAAUGAACUCAAUAGUCCUGACGGGUGCAAACACAGAACAUUGUCCGCAAGGAAGACUAAAACGAGGCCUGAAAUUCUGAAUGUGAUUAGCGACACAAAGUUAUGUAUCUCAAAGUCUAGGCUUUCAGAAAAUGGUGAAGAAACCCCUAACAAUGACACAACACCAAAUUGGCCAAAUGGUUCGGCCAACGUUAUUAAUUUGUAAAAAUUAAAAGACAUGACGGGGAAAAAAAAUGUAUUGUUGUGACAGAUGAGUACAGAAUUAUGGAAAAGUAAGUACCUAAGUACUUUCUUUAUUCAAUCAUGACCACCCUAUGACUUACCUGUAAUUAAAUGAAUAUGAAAUGUUCAUUUGGACUUUAAUAUAUAUGAUGCGGAAAUAAAGUGACACCACAUAGGAAUCAAGGAUUGUAAAAGAACUGGAGUUCAGCUGACAAAAUCAUGGAUACUAGUGCAUGUUAGUAAAAAAAAAAAGAGAGAAUGUUCACUUUCCAUUUAGAAAAAAUUUUACAAUCAUUUUUACGUUUUAUUUUACAACUUGUUUGAUAAAAAUUUAUUAAAGUAAAAAGAUAUUA